AUGGGAGACUCUAUUACAUUUGAUGAAAACAGAGAAUUGAUUACGAGUUUUGAUGUUGCAAACUGGAUUACUUUCCACAAUAAUUCCAUUUCUCGAGUCAAAGUUGGAACACUGGAACCUCGGGCUCCAUCAGGCAGAGAAUUAACCCUUAAUGACAAUCAAAUUGUAUGGCACAGAAGCUUUAACCAGGGGCUUCCUAUUUCUGUGUGCAAUGACCACUGCUACCAAGGCUCCAGCAGAAAGAAGAAGGAAGGAGAGAAAUUUUGUUGUUAUGAUUGUGUGUCAUGUUCAGAAGGGCAGAUCUCUGAUGAAAUAGAUAUGGAUGUCUGUAUGAAAUGUCCAGAAAAUGAAUAUCCUAACAAUAUCCAAAAUCAAUGUAUCCCCAAAGUGUUUACAUAUCUCUCUUAUAAUGAACCUUUAGGAAUCUUCUUUAUUACAAUGGCUAUUGUUUUCUUUUUGAUUUCAGUUUUUGUGCUUGGAAUCUUUUGGAUGCAUCGAGAGACUCCAAUUGUUAAAGCCAAUAACUGGAGCCUCACUUGUAUCCUCCUCCUCUCCCUUCUCCUCUGUUUUCUCUGCCCCUUCCUCUUCAUGGGAAGACCUGAAAACAUAACCUGUCUUCUCCAGCAAAUGACUUUUGGAAUUAUCUUCUCAGUGGCCCUUUCGUCUGUAUUGGCAAAAACCAUGACUGUGGUUCUGGCAUUUAUGGCAACCAAACCAGGUUCUGGAAUGAGGAAAUGGGUAGGGAAAGGACUGGCCAAUUCUAUUGUCCUUUCAGGUUCCUUCAUUCAGGUGGGAAUUUGCACUCUUUGGCUGAGUACCUCUCCCCCUUUCCCAGAUACAGAUCUGCACUCACUGAAGGGAGAAAUCAUAAUGGAAUGCAAUGAGGGCUCAAUGAUCAUGUUUUACUGUGUCCUGGGUUACAUGGGCUUCCUGGCUAGUGUCAGCUUUAACAUUGCUUUCCAAGCCAGGAAGCUGCCCAGCAGUUUCAAUGAAGCCAAGUUCAUCACUUUCAGCAUGUUGGUCUUUUGCAGUGUUUGGCUGUUAUUUGUUCCAACUUACCUGAGCACCAAAGGGAAAUACAUGGUAGCUGUGGAGAUCUUUUCUAUCUUAUCCUCCAGUUCUGGUUUACUGGGAUGUAUAUUUCUCCCCAAAUGCUAUAUCAUUUUAUUGAGACCUGAGAUAAACAAGAAGGAACAUUUAAUAAGGAAAAAAUAA
This is a messenger RNA of Protobothrops mucrosquamatus (brown spotted pit viper), 1215 nucleotides long. RefSeq names its product vomeronasal type-2 receptor 26-like. NCBI's taxonomy places the organism in Eukaryota, Metazoa, Chordata, Lepidosauria, Squamata, Viperidae. Gene Ontology annotation, cellular component: membrane. Gene Ontology annotation, molecular function: G protein-coupled receptor activity. The record is from RefSeq and is a predicted model, not a curated record. The transcript is spliced from 3 exons. Bases 1 to 1215 code for a protein of 404 amino acids. Gene Ontology annotation, biological process: G protein-coupled receptor signaling pathway.